Parnassius mnemosyne (clouded apollo) is the source of this 720-nucleotide messenger RNA. The record is from the annotation of a GenBank genome assembly. NCBI's taxonomy places the organism in Eukaryota, Metazoa, Arthropoda, Insecta, Lepidoptera, Papilionidae.
AUGCCACUAUGGAGGGUGAUCAUGACGGCCCGUGGGUCACACGAUUCAGUUACCACAGAACCGAUUUAUGUUAGGCGUGGAAUUUUCCAGGGUGACUCCCUCUCACCAUUGUUGUUCUGCUUAGCUAUUAACCCACUUUCGUAUAUACUCAAAAAAUAUGAACUGAAAGGAUAUAAAUUCAAGGACAGUUUCUGGAUCAAUCACCUACUAUACAUGGAUGACCUUAAAGUUUAUACAAACAAUAACAGUAAUUUGAAAGUAUUUCUUGAUAGUGUGGAGGUAUUUACAAGCGACGUAGGAAUGCAAUUUGGACUAGACAAGUGCAAAAUAAUACACCUGAGUUCUGGAUAUAGAAGCAAUGCAAUAGGAGAAGGUCAUAUACUUUUAAGCGGGAAAACGUUUGAGCAACUUGCAAUAGGAGAUAGAUAUAAAUAUUUAGGAAUACAUGAAUCAGGAAAAAUAGAACACAGCAUCAUAAGAGAUCAAAUAACUAAAGAAUAUUUUAAAAGAAUCAAGAAACUACUGAACACACAUCUCAACUCACGAUAUCUGAUAAAAGGUAUUAAUACAUACGCAGUUCCAGUUUUACUUUACUCAUUUGGUAUUAUAAAUUAUAAAAAUAGUGACCUUAAGAAAAUAGAUAUAAAAACUAGGAAACUACUUGCAGUUAAAAAGGUACAUCAGCAAAAACAGAAACAAAAAGGCUAUACUUACCUGUGA